Messenger RNA from Rangifer tarandus platyrhynchus (Svalbard reindeer), 384 nucleotides. NCBI's taxonomy places the organism in Eukaryota, Metazoa, Chordata, Mammalia, Artiodactyla, Cervidae. The record is from the annotation of a GenBank genome assembly.
AUGCCGUUGUCUCAGGGGGCGCCGAGAACAGGGCUUAACGAAGGCAAUGUCCUCGCGCAGACUGGCGUGGAGAGUGACCGAAGUGCGGGAAUGUAUCCAUUCCACUGCGGCAGGUUGAAGGCAGAGCUGCUGGACAAGCCCACGCCAGUGUCUUGGGUCACCCCCAACCGCGAUCGCCCUCCCAGACAGCAGCUCACUGGGCACCUCCCGGCCGGGUCCAUCACCGUACAGACCUCCCAGAGCAGCGCCGGGUCCCCAGCAGGUGGGCCAUGCAUGCAGAGCCCAAGUCCUGCUGCAGCGCUGGGCGCCCCGGGGCUUUGGGAGCAGGUAGCACUGGCCCCGGCGCCCAUGGGGAACUUCAUGGCCGCUGCCUUUAACUUGUAG